GAUUUCCUAAUUCCUAAUUCCUCUCUCUCUCAAAUUCGUUUUUCUUUUUCUUCCGAUCAGAGCAGAGAUAUGUCGUCUAAGGACAAGAAACCGGCGAAGCCAACAAGUGGUCGGACUGGUGGUAUCCGUACACUUUCCGAUCUGAACCGAAGAUCAGAGCCUGAUUCCGAUAGUGACUCCGAUGGACCUCAAGAGUACUACACCGGUGGCGAAAAAAGUGGUAUGCUUGUUCAGGAUCCUACAAAAGAACCAAAACACGAUGAUGUUGAUGAGAUAUUCAAUCAAGCAAGACAACUAGGAGCUGUGGAAGGACCUCUUGAGCGUCCUUCAAGUUCUAGAAGCUUUACUGGAACCGGGAGAUUGCUUUCAGGAGAAAGCGUGCCAACGGCUCUUCAACAGCCUGAGCCUGUGAUUCACAAUAUUAUUUUCUGGUCUAAUGGAUUCACUGUAGAUGAUGGACCUUUGAGGAAGUUGGAUGAUCCAGAGAAUGCAUCUUUUCUUGAUAGCAUUCGAAAGUCUGAAUGCCCGAAAGAGCUUGAGCCUGCUGAUAAAAGAGCUCCGGUACAUGUUAAUCUUAUGAGAAGAGAUGAGAAAUGCCCUGAGAAAGAGAAACUUAAGGUUGCAUUUCAAGGAGUUGGAAGGACUCUUGGUGGUGCAAGCUCAUCAGCAGCUUCAAGCCUAGACAACCUAACUGAUGUAGCAGCGGUUUCAUCACCGUCACAGAGCCUUGUAGUAGAUGAAACACUUCCAUCCACAUCGAUCCAGCUUAGACUCGCGGACGGGACACGCAUGGUAGCUAAGUUCAACAACCAUCACACGGUCAACGACAUUCGUGGUUUCAUUGAGUUUUCUCGACCAGGGAAUCCAAUGAACUACACCCUUCAGGUCAUGGGGUUCCCACCAAAGCCACUUACUGACCCUUCUCAGACCAUUGAUCAAGCCGGUCUCGCAAAUUCUGUAGUCAUUCAGAAAUUCUAGAAACUUUCGUUUCUUUUCUUCUUCUUCUAUUCAUAUGUAUUAGAGAGAGAUUUCAACAACUUGGGAUUGUACUGAAAAUAUUCAUAAAAAUGUUCAAUCGACUUAUUGUGGCAAGAGAAAUGAAAACAUCAUAUGGUUUCUAUGUUU
Arabidopsis lyrata subsp. lyrata is the source of this 1125-nucleotide messenger RNA. RefSeq names its product plant UBX domain-containing protein 3. The transcript is spliced from 4 exons. Gene Ontology annotation, biological process: autophagosome assembly; Golgi organization; proteasome-mediated ubiquitin-dependent protein catabolic process. Lineage: Eukaryota; Viridiplantae; Streptophyta; Magnoliopsida; Brassicales; Brassicaceae. Gene Ontology annotation, cellular component: nucleus; cytosol. Bases 70 to 978 code for a protein of 302 amino acids. Gene Ontology annotation, molecular function: ubiquitin binding. The record is from RefSeq and is a predicted model, not a curated record.